UUCAAUACCUAGGGAAGCGAGCUUGACUCCCACCAUCAGGUUUUCCCAUCACAGGUUGAUCGAUUAUCCAUCCCUGUGCAGUAUUGAAUCCUUCACUGACAACUUGUAGUUCGUCAAUUCCAUUCCUUCACCAUGUUCUUCAAGCAGGACAGCACGCUAGUCUACGCCUACGACGCGGAGAAGCUCUGGGUCGAGCCAUGGGGUCAGAACGCUCUGCGCAUCCGCGCCACCAAAGCGCGCUGCAUGCCGUCUGAAGACUGGGCACUCCAACCCCCCGCCCAGACAGACGCCGAAAUCAGCAUCUCGGACGACUCCGCCUGCGUGGUCAACGGCAAGAUCAAGGCCGUCAUCUCGAAGCGCGGGAAGCUGAUGGUCUGGAACUCCCGGGGGGAGCUGCUGCUCGAGGAGUACACGCGCAACCGCCGUGACGUGCUCGAUCCCAAGUGCAGCGCCAUCGAGGUCGAGGCGCGCGAGUUCAAGCCCACGCCCGGCAGCGACUCGUACCACCUGACGAUGCGCUUCGAGAGCGUCGACCCGGGCGAGAAGCUCUUCGGCAUGGGCCAGUACCAGCAGCCCUUCUUCGACCUCAAGGGCGCCGACCUGGAGCUGGCGCACCGCAACUCGCAGGCCAGCGUGCCCUUCCUGCUCUCGUCGCUGGGGUACGGCUUGCUGUGGAACAACCCGGCCGUCGGGCGCGCCGUGCUGGGGAAGAACAUCAUGAGCUUCGAGGCGUAUUCCACGGCCGUGCUCGACUACUGGAUCGUGGCGGGCGACACGCCUGCCGAGAUCGUCGAGUCGUACGCCGACGCCACCGGGAAGGUGCCCAUGAUGCCGGAAUACGGCCUGGGGUUCUGGCAGUGCAAGCUGCGCUACCAGACGCAGGAGGAGCUGCUCGGGGUCGCGCGCGAGUACAAGCGGCGGAACCUGCCCCUGGACCUCAUCGUCAUCGACUUCUUCCACUGGCCCUUGCAGGGCGAGUGGAAGUUCGACCCGACGUACUGGCCGGACCCGGACGCCAUGGUCAAAGAGCUCCAAGAGAUGGGGGUCGAGCUCAUGGUGUCCAUCUGGCCGACGGUCGACACGCGGUCCGAGAACUACGACGAGAUGGUCGAGCGCGGCUACCUGGUCCGCACCGACCGGGGGAUGCGCAUCGGCAUGGACUUCCAGGGCAACACGAUGCACUUCGACGCGACCCACCCGGACGCGCGCAGGUACGUCUGGGACAAGGCCCGGCAGAACUACUACGCCAAGGGCAUCAAGGUCUUCUGGCUGGACGAGGCCGAGCCCGAGUACUCGGCCUACGACUUCGACAACUACCGCUACCACCUGGGGCCCAACCUGCGCGUCGGCAACGUCUACCCGCGCGAGUACGCGCGCGCCUUCUACGACGGCCUCCGCCGCGAGGGCCACGCGCAGAUCGUCAACCUGGUGCGGUGCGCGUGGGCCGGCAGCCAGAAGUACGGGGCGCUGGUGUGGAGCGGCGACAUCGCGUCGUCGUGGUCCAGCCUGCGCAACCAGCUCGCCGCGGGCCUGCACAUGGGGCUCGCGGGCCUGCCCUGGUGGACGACCGACAUCGGCGGCUUCCACGGCGGCGACCCGCGCGACGAGGGCUUCCGCGAGCUGUUCGUGCGCUGGUUCCAGUGGGGCGCCUUCUGCCCCGUCUUCCGCCUGCACGGCGACCGCGAGCCGCGCCAGCCGCAGCACGGCACCACCGGCGGCGCGACCUGUCGCAGCGGUGCGCCCAACGAGGUGUGGUCGUACGGCGAGAGGGUGUACGGCAUCUGCGCCAAGUACAUGGCGAUUCGGGAGCGGCUGCGGGACUACACGCGCGGCUUGAUGGAGGAGGCGCAUGAGAAGGGGACGCCCGUGAUGCGGCCGCUGUUCUACGAGUUUCCGGAGGACCCGCGCUGCUGGGAGACGGGCGAGCAGUUCAUGUUUGGCGGCAGGUAUCUGUGCUGCCCCGUGCUGCGGCCCGGGGUGGAUAAGAUGGAGGUGUAUCUGCCUGCUGGAGCGACAUGGAAGGCCUUUGAGGGAGAGCAUGAGUGGAGCGGUGGGAGGACGGUCGAGGUGGCUUGUCCCUUGGAGUCUAUGCCCGUUUUUGAGAGGAGAGCGCUCUCGGAGAUUCCGGUCCGCUGAAAUACAGAAUGGCCCGAGAGAGGUUAAUGGUUAAUGGAUGGAUGGAUAUCCAAAGAUGGUUAGAUGAUGGUGUGUGAUACUAGGACUGUUCUAAAGGACGGUGCCAUUCUAAUGAUUGUAUGUACGAGUUGCCACCACCUCACCUACAGCUGGUACACCCACCGCGCGU
This is a messenger RNA of Chaetomium strumarium, 2305 nucleotides long. Its product is annotated as glycoside hydrolase family 31 protein. The coding region runs from base 133 to 2136 and encodes 667 amino acids. Gene Ontology annotation, molecular function: hydrolase activity, hydrolyzing O-glycosyl compounds; carbohydrate binding. The transcript has a single exon. The record is from RefSeq and is a predicted model, not a curated record. Gene Ontology annotation, biological process: carbohydrate metabolic process. Lineage: Eukaryota; Fungi; Ascomycota; Sordariomycetes; Sordariales; Chaetomiaceae.